GCGACUCGAUUCUUUCGCUGCCGAAAAAAUGGCUGGGGUCUACAAUAUCGGGCGCCAAUUCGACGUCGGCUGACAAUGCCGAGACCGUCUCACUCCCAAAACUACCAGUCCCGGACUUACAACAAACACUCGAAAAAUACGAAAAAACUUUACAACCCCUGCUAGAUGAAGACGGUAAGCAGAGGGUGCGGGCAAUGGUCGCGCGAUUCGGUGGCGAGGGUGGUCUGGGUCGUCGGCUGCAACUCUACCUGCUGGCUCGUCAAGAGAAACUCGACAACUGGGCUGUGAACUACUGGCUGGAUGACAUGUACCUCAAGAACGACCUUGCCCUACCGGUGAAUUCCAAUCCUGGUAUGGUGUUUCCGCCACGUCGGUUUACCACCAUUUUGGAUGUGGCGCGUUUUACUGCGCGGAUGAUCGACGCGGCUGUUACACACAAGGCUAUGUUAGACCGACGUGAAUUACCGAUAGAAAGGGCAACAUCCAGGGAACCAGGUCAACCACUUUGUAUGGCCCAAUACUACCGCCUACUUGGUUCCUGUCGUUUACCAGGAAAAGACCGCGAUAGUCAACAUGUAGCUCCGCAACCCUCUCAAAGUGGAGGUGGGGAGUUACCCACUGAGCACGUGGUUGUAGCCUGUCGUAGUCAACUCUACUGCGUACCAGUACAAGCCCCCGAUCGGGGUCGUCUGAAUGAAGACGAAAUCUGUGCCCAGUUGUUGCAUAUUCUCGAUGAUGCACCUUGUCUAGCCAGUCCGCCACCGGUGGGAUUACUUACUGGUAUCCAACGUAAUAAAUGGGCUGAAGCAAGGGAGACUCUAUGCAGGGAUGACCGAAAUAGACAUAACCUUGAACUAAUCGCACGUAGUUUAUUGGUUAUCUGCUUGGAUGAACCACUACCGACUUCUUUCAACUGUCGAUUACAGAAAGGUGGAAAAGGUCACAAUACAGGAGGUAGAGAUGAGACUAACCUAGCUCUACAGAUGAUUCAUGGUGGAGGGUCAAGUUAUAACAGUUCAAAUCGUUGGUUUGAUAAAACUAUACAACUGGUCAUCAGUGGUGAUGGUGCCUGCGGACUUUGCUAUGAGCAUUCAUCAGCUGAAGGUAUUGCUGUCAUUCAACUAGUUGAAAAACUCUACAAACACGCUGAGGAAGGUCAAACUAAUGAACCACCAGCGCCAUCUUCACAUCUGCCACCUCCUGAACGUCUAGAAUGGAACCUCGAAGCAGACGACCACCGCAGAAUUGAAGAAGCCGCUAAUUUCUUGGAUAACCUCGUCAAAGAUCUCGAUUAUCAAGUGUUUCGUUUUAUAGGUUAUGGUAAGGAUUUUAUUAAAUCCUGUAAGGUAAGUCCGGAUGUCUAUAUACAACUCGCCUUACAACUGGCAUACUACCGACUCUAUGGAAAACUGACAGCUACCUAUGAGAGCGCAUCAACACGCCGGUUCAAACAUGGAAGGGUUGAUUGUAUCAGAUCAGCUAGUCCGGAAGCUUUAGCUUGGUGUCAAGCAAUGGCCCUACCCAAAGAAGACGAGAAAAAAGUCACCUUUCACCUGGUAAGCGAUGAAAUCAAACUGAAUCUAUGGAAUGAAGCAGUCAAGCAGCAAACAAAGGAAAUGAUUGAUAAUAUUCUCGGGCAAGGAAUUGAUAUACACUUGUUAGGGUUACGUGAAGCUGCUAAGGAGACCUCACCAACAGCAAGUCAUCCAUUACCGGAGAUAUUCACGGAUGAAAGUUAUCGUCUUGCUAACAAGUUCCUGUUGAGUACUAGUCAAGUGGCGACAUCUGAUGAUACGUUUAUGGGUUAUGGUCCAGUUGAACCGGAAGGUUAUGGCGCGUCUUAUAACCCUAAAGGUAGUCAUAUCAUUUUUUGUCUGUCGGCUUUCUGGAGUUCAGAGAGUACAAGUAGCUCAAGAUUUGCGCAAUCUCUGGAGGAGAGUUUAAAUGGUAUGAAAGAACUACUAUCACGACCGCAGUAAAUUAUUUACACUGAGAAACAAAGAUGAAAAAUUAUUUACACUGCUUUUACUAUUUACAGAAAUAUUUAUUGAGCAAAGCUAUUUUAGAAUGGUGAAAUAUACCAAGAUGCUAUGCUAUAUUUGUUGAAACUAUAAAGUUUAUCUAAUAUUAUUAUUGAUACACUGUGUAUAAUCUAUGUAGUCACUGUAGGCAACCAACAGUACUUUAAUAAGCCAUAUACAUAAAUUAUACACAGUAAAAUAUAACUUUCUGAUGAUAAUUUGUGAUUACCAAGAAAUUAAAAUUGAUAUUUGUUGAAACUUCAAAGUUUAUCAACUAAAAACACAUAUUUUUCGCCACUGUGAACAAAAGUAGCUCAAAUUAUUCGAAUUUAGCUGUUAUUUGUUCUAUAUUUACUAUAUUAAAAAUGUAUUGUUCACAGUGCGUAUAUAACUAUAUCUAUAUCUAACUAUCUGAAAAUAAUUUAUAUUCGAGAUAUUUUCGCAUUUCGAGCGUCGUUUCUAGUCACUCCAACGAAGAAACCAAACAUAUCAAAAACAUAUCACUAGUUAGUAAGUAUCUAAGCACUAAACUAAAAUUAUAUUAUAUUUAAUUGAUUGAUUAGUACGUAAGUGAUAUAUAUUAACAUAUCAUAAGGACAUAUCAACGUUUAAAUGUUCAAAAGUGAAGAAAAAAACUAAGAAACGGAUACAUAUCAUUAUCAAAUAAAAACAAGUAGUUUAUAACGGAAUAUUAAUGCAUAAUUAACGAAAAUGCUAACAUUUAAGCAUAUCUAUAGUAAACUACGACUGAAAUAUAAAGCUGAAACUUAAAUCCUUGAUAUAUACACGAUUUAUAUAGUUUUUUUAAAUAGAAAUUAAUAGAAAUAUUAUCAAAUUUAUUUUAUUAGUAUAUAUUUAUGAGAUUUUUUAGUUUAUUGUUGAUAUUUUUAAUAGUUUAGUAAAAUAUAGUAAAUUUAUCAAUUUGUUGAUUAGUUUUAAUAAUAUACUUUGCAUCACUUAAAAAAUAUCACGAUAAGAAUUGUUAACAAUGCAUAGUUAACGAUAAAUGAUAUGAUACUUAAAUUACCAGUAUAUCAUAGCUGUAUAAACAAUAAGAUGUAUAAAAAUAUGAAUUGUGUGCAGAACUAGAGCAGUUGCAGUCACGUGACUGUUUCAGCAGUACUAUAAUUUUCGUAGAGAGAAUUUUAAUUGAUUUGUAGACGAUUAGAACCUAUACUAAUAGAGUAAUAGACUUAACUCAACGCCCAGCAACAAACAUAUCAAACACAUAUCGGUAUCACUUUAUUGAUACAUUGUUAAAUGUAUAAGAAUUUAAGAAAUUGAAGAUUUAUUGUUAUUAAUGUGCUUGGAAAGUGUGUAAAAUAUGCGUAAAUAUUUGUUUUAUAUUAUAAAUGUAUUUUUUACUUGAAUUAUUACCUGUAAGAAUGUUUUCAUGUAAUAAUGUGUAACUAUGUAACCGAAACAUGAAACGAAAAAAAAAACACAAGCCACGAAACGCAAUCCAGCGAGCGGCAUUCGCUACAACUGUCAAUCUAGUUAAUGAAUGAACAAAAAAUUAUAUUACACAUAUCAAUCAUAUCAUAUCAAUACACUUAUGGAUAUAAUAUAAACAUAUUCGGUGAAAUACUAAGUUAAUUAAAAUCUAGACCAUAUGAUACGAUAACAUGGACAACUUACGAACUGCCUUUUCGAUUAGACAUCGUUGAUUGAUGAUUUUAUUCACAGUCGAGUGUUUUUUCUGCAUUAUUUAUGAAAAAUCGAUUUUAUCAUUAUAGUUGCUUGAAUAAAUUAACAGAUGGCGUUCGAUACCAGUGUUGAUGGUUGCAUAAUUUAUACAGUAGGUAUUUAGGUUAGAAUUUUUGAUUUUUGUGAUCUACAAAAAGAUAUUGAUUUAAAAUAGGUGUAAUUUAUGUAUUUUCAGUUGUUUUGUGAUAGAUUAGGACGUAGAUGUACAUAUAGAUGAAAAUGUUUUCAUAGAAGAGUCGUGUAUUAGCAAUAUGAUAGAAUUUAUUCAUUGUGAAGUAUUACGUAUAUUUAUAUAGCCAUUUACGAGCAAAGAACGAUAGAAAUGUUUCUAAUAGACGUAAAAAUUCAUUCUUAUUACUUAAUACUAAAAUAUUCCUCUUUUGGUUCGGUUACUUUUUGUUUCGAAGCGUAAAUAUAGAUAAAAAUGUUCACUGUUAAAUAUAUAAGCCCGCACAGUAUAACUUGUCCACAUAAAACAAAUAUCAAUUAUGGAUUAAUGUACAUUAACGUGUAAAAACACGCACGUCAAAGUUGUAAUGAAACUUGUAAUGAUAGAAAUGAAAACCAAGCGAUAUUCUACGACCUAUGUUUUUCAUGAGCGUGCAUCGCAUCAACAUCAUCGCUCAUCGCUGUAUGUACUUCAUAAUAACAUAAGAUAUUAUUGCAUUAUAAACAUACACAAUACACAAACACACACAAAACACACGAGCGCAACUAAAUUAAGUUAGUUUCUUAGGCAUUAACUACGUAAAAUGUAAGAAGAAACUUGUAGGUGUUUAGUGUACGAUGUACUUACUCAGAAACACUUCAAUGAUGUACGAAAUUAUUAAAACAAAUGUAGAACUGUUGUUAAAUGUGUGAUAUUUCUUUUAUAUGCUUAUUUGUCACGAUUGAACACACUUCUUAGUCGAUGCGAGCGCGUAGAGCAAGAUUUGUUUACUGUAGUCUGUUUUGUUGAGUACAUUGUGUUCGAGAUAAAGAAACUAGUAAAAAAUAAAGCAUAACAAUAACAA
Molecule: messenger RNA, 4741 nt
Organism: Dalotia coriaria
Lineage: Eukaryota; Metazoa; Arthropoda; Insecta; Coleoptera; Staphylinidae
Gene: ChAT
Product: Choline acetyltransferase
Exons: 3
Coding region: 195-1979 (594 amino acids)
Biological process (GO): acetylcholine biosynthetic process; neuromuscular synaptic transmission
Cellular component (GO): cytoplasm; neuron projection
Molecular function (GO): choline O-acetyltransferase activity
Source: RefSeq, a predicted model, not a curated record